Messenger RNA from Eimeria necatrix, 501 nucleotides. RefSeq lists its product as hypothetical. The record is from RefSeq and is a predicted model, not a curated record. Gene Ontology annotation, molecular function: ice binding. Lineage: Eukaryota; Apicomplexa; Conoidasida; Eucoccidiorida; Eimeriidae.
AUGCAUUCUUUACUUACUGUGUUUUAUUUACUUGCUGCUGCUCCGCAUGCAGCUUUUCGUCUUACUGCUGCUGCUGCUGCUGCUGCUGCUGCUCUUGGCGGCGGCAGCUCCCUGCAGCAGCAGCCGCAGCAGCAAAGCAGCAGCAGCUGCGCUGCACCAGCCUUUUCACAGACCCUUAGAGAGUGUAGCAGGAAAAGCUCCGUAGGCAGCAGUGUAGCAGCAGCACGUAUAACAGCAGCAGCACGCGCACCGGCAGCAGCUAGUGCAGCAGCAGCAGGUGCAGCAGCAGCAGGUGCAGCAGCAGCAGGCGUUGCAACUGAGAGCGCAGCCACAGGCACAGCAGCAGCAGGUACAGGGGGAGCAGCUGCAGGCGCAGCAGGUGUAGCAUCGGCAGCAGCAGGUGCAGCAGCAGCAAGUGCAGCAACAGCAAGUGCAGCAGCAGCAAGUGCAGCAGCAGCAAGUGCAGCAGCAGCAAGUGCAGCAGCGACCUUCGCUGCGUAA